Pectinophora gossypiella (pink bollworm) is the source of this 4325-nucleotide messenger RNA. RefSeq lists its product as uncharacterized. Gene Ontology annotation, molecular function: 3'-5' DNA helicase activity; nucleic acid binding; four-way junction helicase activity. The record is from RefSeq and is a predicted model, not a curated record. Gene Ontology annotation, cellular component: chromosome; cytoplasm. NCBI's taxonomy places the organism in Eukaryota, Metazoa, Arthropoda, Insecta, Lepidoptera, Gelechiidae. Gene Ontology annotation, biological process: double-strand break repair via homologous recombination. The transcript has 11 exons. The coding region runs from base 48 to 3842 and encodes 1264 amino acids.
AAAUAAUUUUACCUGUUAUAUCGGUGCGUUUGAAAUAAAUUCUCGUCAUGGAAAACUUAACAGAAAAACUGUUUGAAUAUUUUGGACAUCGGAGAUUUAAGAGUGAACUGCAGGAGCAAGCUGUUCGAGCUAUAGAGCGGGAUGUCCAUGAUGUUUAUGUGUCAAUGCCCACUGGUUCUGGAAAGUCCCUGUGUUUCCAGCUACCAGCAAUGUUGAAAGAGAAUAAAGUGGCCAUUGUCUUCUCCCCUCUGUUGGCCCUUAUAAAGGAUCAGAUAGAUCAUCUGACCAAAUAUAAAAUUGCAGCUGAAUCUGUGAACUCAAAAAUGACAACGAAAGACAGGGAGAGAGUACUGAAUGACUUACGGAGUAUGAAACCAAAUACAAGGUUUCUGUAUGUUACCCCUGAACAAGCUGCAACUGGCACAUUUCAGUCUCUAAUGGAGCAUCUAGUCAAGUAUAGAAAGAUCUCUUAUGUAGUUGUUGAUGAAGCCCAUUGUGUAAGUGAGUGGGGGCAUGAUUUCCGCCCCGACUAUUUGAAACUUGGCAACUUGAAGGAAAGAUAUCCCAGUAUAACGUGGAUAGCAUUGACAGCUACGGCGAGUGCUGAAGUUGCCAAAGACAUUCUUGCAAAUCUGAAGUUGAGGCAACCUGUGGCUCAAUUCAAGACACCAAGCUUCAGGAAAAAUCUGUUUUAUGAUGUUAUCUAUCAGAACUGCAUAGAAGAUGAAGUGGGGCAUUUAAUGGAGUUUCUGCAAAAAUGCUUGAAAGAAGAUGAUAACGUGAAACAGAAAGACAAGAAUGUUGUAAUCGUGUACUGUCGCACUCGGGAUCAAACUGAGGAGAUAUCCCACAUGUUAAAUAAAAGAGGUCUGAAGUCAUUAGCUUAUCAUGCAGGUUUGAAGCCAUCCGAGCGUGUGGAGGUGCAGGACAAGUGGUCGCGGGGGGAGUGCCCGUGCGUGUGCGCCACUGUCUCGUUCGGGAUGGGCGUGGACAAGGCGAGUGUGCGCGCCGUGGCGCACUGGGGCCUGGCGCAGAACGUCGCGGCGUACUACCAGGAGUCGGGCAGAGCAGGGCGCGACGGCAAGCCGGCUUUCUGUCGGAUAUACUACUGUCACAGCGAACGGAACGCCGUCGACUUUCUCCUAAAGAAGGAGCGGGCCAUGGCCAAGACAGAAGAACAGAAGAAACGCUGCAAGAACGCUUACAAGAGCUUCGAGAUUAUGGUCAAAUACUGCGAGGAAGUCAAAUGUCGCCACAAGACGUUCUCGGAGUACUUCGGCGAGGAGGCCCCGCGCUGCGCGGCGCGCUGCGACGCGUGCGCCGACGAGCGCGGCGUGCGCCGAGCGCUAGACCAGCACCUGCGUCGCGCCAUGAGCGCGCGUCUCGAGCGCUCGGGGUUCGUGUCCAACGAGGACCCCUCGCAGCUCUACGGCCAGGGUCGCUAUGGCCAGCAAAAGGAAGCCGAGUCAUACUACGAGAAUGAGAGCGAAGGUUCAGACGGUGAAAGCAGCAGACGUCGAGUGGCCGAAGAGACGCGCUCGCUCAUACUCAAGGAGUUCGCCAAUAGAAGGAAAGAGAAGGACAAACGUGAUAACAAGGAAGACGAGGCUGCUAAGCACUCCAAGUGCAGGGCGGCUGACAGCACUGGGACGAAGGUUAACGGCUUAACCGUCGCCGGUCGAGAAGGCUACAUGUCACUGCUCAGGGACGCUUUGAACCACAAUCUUGCCAACAUGAAGAACACAGAAGUUCCCGACAGACCUCUAUCUAGACAUGAUGUGGAACAAUGCGCCGUAGAAAUGGAGUACGACGCAUUUUCUAAGAGCACGGUCGUCAGUCUUUAUAGAAGAGCUAUGACUAAAUUGAUAUCGGCAGUAAAAGCUUGUAAGGACUGUCUUUAUCCACAACUAAAAACAUUUGAGCCAAAGAAACGAAACACACUUGGCGAAUUCGUAAAAGAAUUUGAAGAACAAAGACAACAGAAAACGCAACAACACGGUUUUAUCACUGCAUCAGAGUUGGAAAAAGAUAACAUAUCAAGUAAGAACGAAGACAGGCCGCUAUCGAAAGCAGACAAAGAAACUAAAAGAAAAGCAAACUCUUUCAAAAGAGAUCCUCUACAACAAACUAAAUUACAGUCAUUCUUUAAAAAAACAUCACAUGAAUCUCACUCGUCAGACAAUAGCGAAGAAGAGACGCUUGUCAUUGAUGAAUGCGGUAAACAUAAUAACAACGACUCCACACUUAAGCUAGAAGAAAACGAAAAUGUGGAUAGUAAAUGUGAAAAGGAUAUCCACGACGACACUACUUUGAAAAUUGAUGAAAUUGACGAACAUGAAAAAACUGAUAACGAUGAAAGUCCAACCAAAACGUUCGUUAUAAACAUCACAUUGCAAGGUGUACCUCGUAAAACCAAGAACAAUAGCGUAAGUGAAGAUAUACCUAAUAAAAAAAGGAAAGAAAGUACGAGUGAAGAUAUACAUGAGGUUAUAAACAAACCAGUAUCCCCGUUAAAGAAGCCCACAGCUAAAAGAAAAAUAAAAGCUUUGUUUGGUGAGUCAUCUGAUAGUGAUAUAGAACCUGAAGACAUAAAUGAGGUAAAGAUGAAGUCAGAUAAAUCAACGAAGGUCAAAACGAGUCAAGAUGAGACACGAAAAGUAAAAAAAGAACAUCACGAAGCUAAAAAGAUUAAACUUGAAAAAGAUGUACCAAAAAAAGUUAAAACCGAAAAACAUGAGCAUAACAGAAUUAAGUCUGAUCAUUCAGAGUCGAAAAAGGUGAAACAAGAAAAAAGCGAAAAGGAAAUGAAACAUGUUAAGAGGGCACACGAUUCUACUCCUACAAAAAAGGACUCGAGGGAAUCGAAAAAUAAGAAAGAAGAAAAGGAGUCUACAAAUACAAAAGAACCGAAAAUUAAGAAAGAAGAAACCUCCAAGAGGAGAAAAUCACAUGAAAGCAGUAGUAAGCACACAAAAACAGGGGAACAAAAGGUUCCUGAAAAUCCACCCGGCAGCGCCAAAUCAAAUACUCAUAGUGUUAAGAAUUCAAAUUCAGUCUUUGGGGAAUUGUCAGACAGUGAUUCUGAAAAGGAGCUAGUUAUAGAUGAUGGCACAGAAUCUCAUGGCAAACAGGGGUGGGGCGAGACUCGUAAUACUUCUAAUGAAAUAGAGAGUUCAGCAGCAGAUGAUAUAAAUGCAGAUGAACCUGCACAUUCCCAGCCAAACAGCUCUAAUGAAAUAAAUAGUUCCGCUUCGAUAGAGAAUUUAGAAAUAGACGAUGUAAAGCUAGAUAAGGCGCAUAAAUUAAGUAAAGAAGCGGAUAAAGUGUUACAGGAAUUAAAGCAAUUCUCAGAAAUGCCACCUGAACCUGUAGUAGCCGUUAAGCCUUCACCUGAGAAGAAACCGCCUACGAAAAUGUCGCCAGUUACAAUAAAAUCAUCAAGUAAACACAUUUCCAAAGAAUCUUCUAAGAAAAGCAAACUGAGUUUGAACAAUAAUAAAGAAAAGCAUAAAGAGGACAGGAAACACAAGUCACACAAGUCUGAGAAAAAGGAUAGGGAAAAGAGGAAAGCUGGAGAGGAAACAUCAUCCAAGAAAUCUGAUAAAGUGGAUGUUGCUGGACUUGUGGUGAAGCUGUUGAUGCCUUAUUACAAAAAGAAAAAAAUCAGCAGCCGUGACCUGUUUAAAAUUACCGCAAGGCACAUCGUGCAUCAGUUGCUAGCGAUUCAAGUAACAGAAGAAGCAGCGAUCGACAUGCUUCUGAAGAAAGCAUUUAGCAAACAAGUGAAAAUAGAAAAUGAGAGUGACUUAGUAGUUAAAUUAAAUUUAAGCAAUAAUAUGUAAUAUUUAUUUAUAUUGUUAUCUAUUUAUGUAGAUAUUUUUUCGGCACGUUUAAAUGCCUAUCAUUAUUCUUCUAUGUCGUUUAAUAAAUAUAUUUUAAAUUAUUUAAACAAGAUUUUUUUAUGUAAAAUAUAAAUGCUAGAAUAAAUUGGUUAUUAAAUAUGUAAGACAUGACUGGAUCACACAUGAAUUAAUAUGAAUAGUAGAUUUACAUUCUUAUUUAUUUAUUAGAUUUGAGUUAAUAAAUAAUAACAACGCAAAGAAAAUAGUCAUAAAAUACAUUUAUUUAGUAACAGUUCCUUAGACAUUUGGUCGAAAAACACGAUUUUGCUUAGAGCAUUUUUUGCAUUCAUUCAUACCAUAAUAGAUCAAAUGAGCACAAAGGAUCUUAAAACUAGUUAUGUAACAUAAAUAUACUUAAUAUAAAAAGUUUUGAUUUAUUGAUGUCAGAAUGUUGAGUUGUAAAUAUAAUAAAUAUGACACCUU